AUGCCGGUGAGGGCCAUGGGAAACCAGUUGGCCAUCACCCUGUCAUCACCCCUCGCCUUGAGGACGGCUUCCUCAUACGCCAGCAGGAGACAGCGGAGGGUGUCGGUGCUCGCCUCGGCGCGCGGCCUCGUCUGCCUCCGCGGCUGCGCCACCGGUUUCUACUACAUCGCCAACCGGCUCACCUUCCGCCGCGUGCGCCUCCCCUACCAGAACCGCGAGCACCGGCUCGACGCCGACCCGGCCGUCGUCAUCGCCUUCGAGGACGACGACGUGGGCGCCGCCGGCGCCGUCGGCUUCCGCCACUACCACGUCGUCGUCACCUACCAGGUCCACGAUGGCGUCUGGGCCGUCGAGUCCUUCUCCACCCGCACCUGGGACUGGCGCGUCGGGGACGACAUCUGCGCGCCCGAGACGGUCGUCGCCCAGUCCGGGGUCGGCGCGCGCGGCCGCGCCUUCUUCCGCACCACCAUCGGCCACAUCCUCUGCUACACCCCGGAGACGGGCUGCGUCGACCUCAUCCCCGCGCCCCAGGAGGUCGAGGGCCGCAAGGACUGGGAGAUCGGCGAGAUGGAGGGCAACUUCUGCGUCGCCUGCGUCGACCAGCCCGCCAAGGAGGUGACCGUGCUCUACAUGGUGCCCGGCGACGGCGCCGACCAGGUCACCUGGGCCUGGGCGGGCCAGUUCCACGCCAACAAGAUGGGCUACCACGGGCCACGGCAGGAUGACCCUGCUCCGCUCCAGGGCGCCGCCGAGGUGGUCAUGUGGGAUCCUUUCGAGCAGCUCGUGCUCGCCGUCGACUUCGAUGGCAGGGUCACCCGCUGCAUCGGCCCCCUCUCCGGCGGGAUGUACUACUCGGAUUUCAUCCCCUACGUCAACUCAUACGCCGACAUCUACAGGUACUGCUUAGAUUAAACUCGAUCCAGCCUCCUCUACUCUAUUUUGCCGCUUGCAUUAUUAUUAUUGGAUCUUUUUGAUCGGUUUAAUUCAGAGACUUUGAUGUUUCUGAAUCUGAUGUCAAAGCAUGUCCACAUCUGCAGAACUGUGCUGACUAGUAGUAGAUCGAUGCAUAUUGAAUAUAUAUACGUGUUGACUGUCCCUGUAUUGACCUUUGCACGACUAAUCUUUCAAGUGUGGAUAUAUAUUGUCAGUCUCAGUCUCGAGUCUGCACUUCUGUAGGUUUCUGAUGUGAAACACCUAUGCACGACUUAACUGUUUACUGAUACAAUUUCCUGAAAGUUGAGCUUUUCUUGACUAAUCAAGAACUCCCCUCUUUAUGUGAGUAGAUGAAUUGUCAGUCUCUGCACUUCUGUAUGUUUUUGAUGUGAAACACUUAUAAUUUCUUUGGUAGACAAGCAUGGAAAUAUCGAUUAACUUUACUGAAAUUUGAGCUUUUCUUAACUAAUCAAGAACUCCCCUCUGUAUGUGAAACACCUAUGCAUGACUAAUUCUGCACAGCAACAUGUCAGCUCUGUUCAAUUCUGAUUUCUGAAUGUUUCUGAUGUGAAAGCUUAUCAAAAGCAGUAGGAUUGUUUGCUGGUGAUAUCUGCAUGACUAAAUGCUGGUCGGUGGUGAUAUCUGCAUUUGUACUGUUUGGUGGUGUUGACCGUUUUUGUAGUUAUCUGAAUUGCAUGUUUAUUUGGAUCCAAUAGACCUUUUCACGACUAACUUAAGUUUGGGUUUAUAUUAUUGCCACAACCUUCCUGGAAGGCUCGAGUGGAGAGAGUGCGGGUUGAAUAGGAAAAAAGGCAGGGACGUUUUGGCAAAAGUGUGUGCGCUGACUGGUCCAGCCACCUGGCUGCCAAUUGUCGAGCUGUGAUUGGCCUGGGACUAAAUCAUCACAUGAGGUGCAAGUUGGGGUAUGGUGGAGUCAAGUUUUGCAAGUUUGGGACUGAAUCAUCACA
Molecule: messenger RNA, 1901 nt
Organism: Triticum dicoccoides
Lineage: Eukaryota; Viridiplantae; Streptophyta; Magnoliopsida; Poales; Poaceae
Exons: 2
Coding region: 1-912 (303 amino acids)
Source: RefSeq, a predicted model, not a curated record